AUGAGCGCUAUGGCCACCACUAAUGGCUCUCCCCGGUUCCUCGCUUUUCCCCCAGAGAUCCGCAACAGUAUCUACCGACUGCUCCUUCGCCACCGAGCCGCCCUGAUGAAGGGACUGCAUGAAAAAGAACAAUGGUCAAGCUACCCAGUGAAGCUGAGCGCCCAAUUGCUCCGAACAUGCCGACAAGUCCGCGCCGAGGGCCUGCCCAUCCUCAACGGUGAAAACACAUUCAAAAUCGAGAUCUCCAACACCAAAGGCCCCUACUACUGCAGCAUCAACAGUCUGGAGGAGCUUUCUAAUGAGGUUUAUUUCCUCGAUAGGCGACCGCACAUGGCUGAGCGUCUGCCGUGCUUGCGAAGGUUUGAGAUUGAGGUUCGGCACACACUAGACCACGUGAUUUCGAUUGCGGGAUAG
Messenger RNA from Lasiosphaeria miniovina, 414 nucleotides. RefSeq lists its product as uncharacterized. Bases 1 to 414 code for a protein of 137 amino acids. The transcript has a single exon. The record is from RefSeq and is a predicted model, not a curated record. Lineage: Eukaryota; Fungi; Ascomycota; Sordariomycetes; Sordariales; Lasiosphaeriaceae.